CGUACGUACUCGAUCGGUCCAUUCUUGCAUUUGAAAUACCGGGGCACGAGAAAACGACGUGUUCGCCACCUGCCCCAGGUGCACGCGUCCCUACCCAAAACCCUAAUUUCCAUCACCUUCUCCUCUAAAAGCAGAGAACUCUUUCUCUCACUAUACAAACACACAAUUACACAUAUACAUACACGCCCACACUUUGAAAGUGAAGCACCAAAAAAACAAUUUCAUCCAUUUCUUUCCUUGCUCUACCUAUAAUUGCUCCUAAUUUAUGCUUAUAACUCUCUCUCUCUCUCUUUCUCUUUGUAGUUGGUGAUUUCUUAGAUGAAUUAUGAAUAGAGGAAGCACGCAUACUCUAGCUUUUCUCUGUUUCUUUAAUCUUUGUACUUGAUUCCAUGAGCAAUUGCAUCUAAUUCUCUCUUUUCUUUCUCCUCUCUUCUCUCUCUUUUCCUCUAAUAGUACAGCAGCAGGAGCCCUAGCUAUCUGUUGAAACCUUGUUUCUUACAAAGUGUUAUCGUUUGACUUUUUCUGAUCUCAAAACUUCCUGUGAAGAAAACAAAGACAUAAUCACAGCUGUUCUGUUCAAAUCAUCAGCAGCAACAAGAAAGUCAAGAAGUGGGUAGUAGUAUUUGAUCAUCUUAUCAUCUUCUUUCUUGUUUUUGUUACUUGUUUGGUCUUCAAUUAGCAAAACUGGCGCAUCACUGGUGGACGGGGCAGGUGGGUCUGCCGGGUAUGGAUCACCCGGCAGCAGAUUCACCUAAUCUGAACAACAAAGACAACAACCUCGAAAUCUCAAUCAACCACCACAACAGCAAAAGAAUCGGCGCCGUCGACGACGAAGAUCGAGACAACAGCGACGAGCCUAGGGAGGGCGCGGUGGAAAUUGGCUCUCGUAGGCCCAGAGGCCGUCCUGCAGGAUCCAAAAACAAGCCCAAACCGCCCAUCUUCGUCACCCGUGACAGCCCAAACGCCUUCCGCAGCCAUGUCAUCGAGAUAGCCGGAGGAGUUGACGUGGCGGAGAGCGUUGCGCAAUUCGCUAGAAGGCGUCAGAGAGGCGUUUGCGUGCUUAGCGGAAAUGGAACCGUGGCGAAUGUCACGCUAAGACAGCCCGCAGCACCAACUUCUGUUGUGGCCCUACACGGUAGGCUCGAAAUUCUCUCCCUAACCGGAACAUUUCUACCCGGACCUGCCCCGCCUGGCGCGACCGGACUAACUGUGUACUUAGCUGGCGGGCCAGGGCAAGUGGUCGGAGGAAGUGUUGUAGGGGCAUUAGUGGCCGCUGGACCUGUAAUGAUCAUAGCGGCGACAUUUGCAAAUGCGACGUACGAGAGAUUGCCUCUUGAGGAUGAUGAAGAUGGAGGUGAUCAGAUGAAGAGUGGUGGGAGUAACAAUUCACCGCCGCUCGGAAGUGGGGUUGGACAAUCGAGUGGGUUGGCGCCGGAUCCGCCUUCGUCGUCGCUGCCAAUGUUUAAUCUGCCACCGAAUUUGAUGCCUAAUGGUGGACAGUUAGCGCAUGAUCCGUUUGGUUGGGCAUCUCAUGCGAGGCCGCCUUACUAAAACAAUCAAUUGGAGUUGGAGGGUGGUUGUUAGUGGUGUUGUAUUGAAAGGUAGGAUUGAUUCCAAACAAGGUAGAUAAGAUAUAAUAAGUUUGUAAGAAGAGAAAGAAACCAUGACUUUCUGAUCAUGGUGUUCAGUGUAUUUUAUAUUUUGGUUUUUGGUUUUGCUUUUCUAGCUCUGUGUUUUAAAUAAAACAAUUAUGAAUUCUGUCUUUCUUCUA
Messenger RNA from Tripterygium wilfordii, 1771 nucleotides. Its product is annotated as AT-hook motif nuclear-localized protein 20-like. Gene Ontology annotation, cellular component: nucleus. The transcript has a single exon. NCBI's taxonomy places the organism in Eukaryota, Viridiplantae, Streptophyta, Magnoliopsida, Celastrales, Celastraceae. The coding region runs from base 727 to 1551 and encodes 274 amino acids. The record is from RefSeq and is a predicted model, not a curated record. Gene Ontology annotation, molecular function: DNA-binding transcription factor activity; minor groove of adenine-thymine-rich DNA binding.